AUGUACUACAAUGACUUUGAUGUCAAGUGUCAAGAGUUAGAUGAGAUAGGGCACCCUCUGGCUGAUACCCUCAAGAAGACUCUCUUCCUACAAGGCAUAUUGGACAGGGAAUACAAUGCUGUCAUUGACCAUUGCCAGAAAGAGUCUUAUGCUACCACUAUUGACCUAUUGAGGGCAAAGGCUCGUAGCCUCGGUAGGGCCGCCGACCGGGCUCGCCGAGUGUCCAACUACCAGAGCAACUACAAAGCCCGAAGGGGACCAAAGCAGGACGAAAAUGAUGAAGAUAUAUAUGACAAUCCCAGCACCUUCCCAGAUCACGUUUGGGAACAGAUGACCGAGGCAAAUCAGACAUGGAUCAUGGACCACCAGGACAAAGACAAAGAGCAACCAAAGGACUAUGGAAAACAGUACUCUGGGAAGAAAGGGGAGCCAAAUCAAUACAAGGCAGCCAUCCCAGAGACAGACAUGAAGCAGCUCAAGGAACAGCUCAAGCAAGAACUAAAGAUGAACUCAAUGCCACUACCGAAAAGAAUAAAAAGGUAA
Molecule: messenger RNA, 543 nt
Organism: Seminavis robusta
Lineage: Eukaryota; Bacillariophyta; Bacillariophyceae; Naviculales; Naviculaceae
Source: the annotation of a GenBank genome assembly